Molecule: messenger RNA, 1158 nt
Organism: Polypterus senegalus (gray bichir)
Lineage: Eukaryota; Metazoa; Chordata; Cladistia; Polypteriformes; Polypteridae
Gene: pih1d1
Product: PIH1 domain containing 1
Exons: 11
Coding region: 173-1012 (279 amino acids)
Biological process (GO): box C/D snoRNP assembly; rRNA processing
Cellular component (GO): cytoplasm; R2TP complex; ribonucleoprotein complex
Source: RefSeq, a predicted model, not a curated record
UGAAGUACCGGAAGUCACUGUUUUCGGUUGUUAGUCGUUGCUAGCUUCAUGCGUAGCACGCGUUUUGUCGGUGUUGAUACCUUGGAGUCUGGGUGACAUAAACCGGAAUUUAAAUUCAUGAAAAUGCCAUCCAACACCACAACUGAUCAGUCCCUCCUUGCCACAGAGAUGGAUGCAGAAGAUUUCUACAGUCAAAUUCUACUUCAGACAGGCAGCUCAAGAGAUGCAGAGUCAGGCAGCAACUGCAGACCCUGGAUCAAAACAGAUCAGACCAGAGCCGGGUUUGUGUGUGAAGACAAAGUGCAGUGAUGGUGGGAAGGUGUUUGUCAAUGUGUGUCAGUCUUCACAGGUUCCUGCUCCUCCUCCCUUGUCCGAGGCUGAACUUAUCCAGCUGCUCGAAUCAGAUGAUCCAUCCAGCUUUAGGGUUCCCAUGAGUCUCGGAGAACCACAUGCAGAAGUUGACAACAGUUCACAAGGCUGCACUGCAUAUGAUGUUGUGAUAAAUUCUGACUUUUUUCAGAAAGCAAAGUGUAAUAAACUUUUCCUUGAGUUUAUCAUUGCUGUGUGCUUGGAAGGUCUGGAAAUCAAAUACAACAUACUUCUAUCAAGAGAAUGGAAACUGUUGAAAAAUCGCAAGUUUCUGGGCAACAUCUCGGAGCAGCAUAUACGAACCAAAUCUAAGCCAGUCAUUCAGGAAAUUGGCUCUGAGUCACCUCAGAUCUCAGAUGGAAAUAGUUUAGGAGAGAAACCUCACUUAACCCUCACUGUAGAGCCAUGUAUUGGAGACCCACAGCAUCUCAUUGCAGAAAUAAAACUUCCAAAAGUGUCUUCCUCCCGCUCCCUUAUUCUUGACCUGGGAGAGGACAGGAUAGUAUUGUCCGCUCAGCCAUCUCUUUACCAUAUGGACUGCUAUCUUCCAUUCUUAAUUGAUCAGGAAAACAGUCAAGCUCAGUUUUACAAGACAAGUAAGGUUCUGAAAAUAAAGAUGCCUGUUGUGUCAUCGGUGGAGUAACCAGAGCAGAUGAGAAUGCAGUUCCAGUUGGAUAUUAGGGUGAGAGUUCUGUCCAUGAACCAAGAAGAGGGAUGAACUUCAGCAGCAUGUUUACUGUAAAUCUACAUAUUUUUGCACAAAUAAAUGUACAUAUGGUUUUUACUUUA